AUGCCUGCCGUGCGACCAGGAGACUUCCUCUGUGAGUCAACGAGAGUCAACGGGAGUCAACGGGAACGAUUACGGCCUGCUGCAUAUGACUGCCCCCUCCCAACCGCCGCUUCACCUUAUGCCGUUGCAAACACCCCUCUUCCACAUUCCUUCCCCCAUCCCCUUCUUUCCGGCCUCCCUUCCUCCCGUGCUUUCCGUACUGUUUCCACUCCCCCCCGCUUCACCCCACCCCUCCCAUCACUCCUGCUCCCCCCAACUUCCUAUUUCAUCUCCCCCGCUUCCCUCCUCUCCUUUCUCCCUGCCACCCUCUCAACCCCCACCCUUCCAUGCCCCCUGCUUCCGUCAUCCCUUACCCUGCUUCAUAUCCCACUCUCCCAAACCCCUCAUUUUUCAUCCCCAACCAAAAACUCCACACUUAUACACCCGUCUUCCACAUUCCCUCUCCCCCUCCGUCUUCCCCCAUCCCCCCCACUUGCGGUUUUCGAUGCCCCCCUUUCCCCCAACCCCUCCAUCACUCGUACUCCCCCGCUCUCCCCCCCCCUCCCUUCCCUCUCCCUGACUCCCCCCCCUCCCCUCACCCUUCCAUAUCCCCCACUCUCUUCUCCCUCACCCUCUUUCCAAAACCCCUUCUUUCCAGUGUUCCGCUGGUUCGGCCAGAUGCGAGACGUACAGCAGUUCCCGGACAAGCAGGCGUUUGACAGCUGCGAUUUUUCCAGAGCAGACCCGGUCGGGCCGAGGCGGUUCUUAGAUUCGCCCCACUCCUCUUCUCCCUGCUCCGUUUCCCUUCCACCACCUCCCUCCCUCCCUCCCCCUCUCCCGUCCCCGCUUCCCCUCUACCUCCCUCCGUUACCCCACUUUACUCGCCCUCCCGCCAACCCUGGUUUCCAUUCCCCUCUUCCCGCUGCCCCCCGCCACCCCCCUUUCCCACCUCCCCUCCCCACCCCCAACCCCUCUUCCCCCUCCUCCUUCCCCCUCCCCUCUCCCCUCCCCCGGGGCCCCCCGACUCCUCCGCGCUCCCCACGUCACGCGCUCCAGGCUGGCGGGGCUGACGUCAUCACGGUAGUGUCGGCGGGGGAAGGGGCGGAGGAGGAGGAGGAUGAGUCUUUGCAACGACUGAGAGCGCUGCGACAGGUUGUGGGGGGAGUGGGGUUGGAGGGGAUGGUGGGAGAUGGCCUGGUGGAGGACUCACCUCGUUCAGCCACAGCCGCCAGCCGAGAAGAGCAGAUGGCAGCACAUGCGCAGAGAAUAGCCGUGGCAGUGCGUGAUUUGAAAUCUCAAGGCGCCACGUCAGCCGCUGUGCUGGGGGGGUACGAGCAGUGGCAUGCUGACGUGGCGGGGAGGGUGUGCGGUAACCAGCAGGAGCUGAUGAGUCGCAUGGAGGCAGUAGAGGCACUGGCAGGGAAGGUGUAUAAGCGCAUGAACUGGACCAGCAGUGUCGUGAAGAGCAACCUGCAGCACCUGAGGGCAGGAGCUGGUGAGUCGCGUGGAGGCAGUAGAGGCUCUGGCAGGGGAGGUGUACAAACGGAUGAACUGGACGAGCAGCGUUGUGAAGAGCAGCUUGCAGCACCUGAGAGCAGCUAUGAGGGGCUCUGUGAGGAGCUGGAAGCGGCAGGGCUGGAGUUUGAUUGCGAGAUGGAAGAGAUUCGCAGAAUUGAUGGGCAUGCGGCUGCUGAGGAUGAUGUUGAAGCGAGGGAGUCUGGUGGAGCCCUCGCCAGUAAUGGCCGGGUUCCUGCAAUGCAACCCUGGGAGCGGGAGAGUGAACCAAUAGAAACCUUCCUCGCCGCUUUGCACCACAUAUCCCCCUCCGUCCUUGCCUUUCCACAUCCCCCACAGCCGCUGCCAGUGAUGGUCGGGUUCCUGCAGGGCAACCCAGUGAGCCACUGGAGUGGGGGAGUGAACCUGUGGAAGCCGCCUGCUGUCAAGCCAGGGGACAUUCUUGUCUUCCAGUGGUUCGCCGAGACGCACGACGUGCAGCGCUUCAAGAAUAUCUUUGCCUUCAAGGCCUGUGCCUUCCUCAACGCCGUGCCGCUCACCUCCGCCUCGCAGUUCGGCAUGCGGCUCUUUCAAGUCAAGCCCGCCCAUGCCGGCAAGACGCUCUUCUUUGGAAGCAGUGUGGGCAAGGACUGCCAGCGAGGCGUCAAGAUCGCCAUUCCUCAAUACCCGCGAGCUGCUGCAAGCGGUACCAUUAUGGUGGCAACCGACGCUCUCCCUCCACCACUCGCGCCUCCACUUCUAGAUAGUCACCCAAAUCAUCUCAUCCUCAUCAUCGCUCGCAGAGCUACUCUCGAGAAUCCAUUGCUACUCUCGCAGUUAAACAUGGCCACUCUUCGCUCCGUGUUCAUCCUCGCGUUGGUCCUCGCCUCGCUCCCCGCACUCUACGCCGCGGCUGCGCCAAAGCAGCGGGGCGACGUCACUGGUGGGGGAAGCGCGGCCGUGGACGCGGCGGCGAGGUGGGGCCGCAAGCUGCUGGAAGCGAGCAGCGGUGCGCACGUGGACCACGUGGGUGCCGCGGAGGAGGAGGAGGUGGGGGAGGCCACGGACGGGCUGGACGAGGCGGUGAGAGUGCUGCUGAGCUCGGAGCAGAUGAAGAAGUUCAAAGAGAUUCUUCACAAGUUGAAGAAGAAUGAGCAGAUGGUGAAUAAGAAUGAGCAGAUGGUGAACAAGAAUGGGCGGAUCAAGGGAAACGGGCAGUCUGUUAUCACAGAGAUGAUAAAGAAGUUUCAGGAAAUGAUGAAGAAGAAGGAGCAGAGGAAGAAAAAGUACCCGCACAAGACGGUCAAGGCGGGAGGCAUUGCGAAUUAG
Molecule: messenger RNA, 2802 nt
Organism: Closterium sp. Naga37s-1
Lineage: Eukaryota; Viridiplantae; Streptophyta; Zygnematophyceae; Desmidiales; Closteriaceae
Source: the annotation of a GenBank genome assembly